Molecule: messenger RNA, 1815 nt
Organism: Manihot esculenta (cassava)
Lineage: Eukaryota; Viridiplantae; Streptophyta; Magnoliopsida; Malpighiales; Euphorbiaceae
Product: putative disease resistance protein RGA3
Exons: 3
Coding region: 1-1815 (604 amino acids)
Biological process (GO): defense response to other organism
Molecular function (GO): ADP binding
Source: RefSeq, a predicted model, not a curated record
AUGGCCGACGGAGUUCUCUCUAAUGUUGUCGGAGAUAUCAUUACCAAGCUGGGUUCUCGAGCCCUUCAUGAGAUCGGAUUGUGGUGGGGCGUCAAAGGUGAGCUUAAGAAACUUGAGGCCACAGUUUCUAGUAUUCGCAAUGUUCUUCUGGAUGCCGAGGAGCAGCAGAAACUUAACCGUCAAGUGAAAGGCUGGCUUGAGAGGCUAGAAGAAGUUGUUUAUGAUGCUGAUGACUUGGUAGAUGACUUCGCCACAGAAGCUCUAAGGCGCCGAGUGAUGACUGGAAAUAGAAUGACAAAGGAGGUAAGUCUCUUCUUUUCAUCUUCAAAUCAACUUGUUUAUGGUUUUAAAAUGGGUCAUAAAGUUAAGGCGAUUAGGGAGAGGCUAGCUGAUAUUGAAGCUGACAGAAAAUUUAAUUUAGAGGUUCGUACUGAUCAGGAGAGUAUUGUAUGGAGGGAUCAAACUACGUCCUCUUUACCUGAAGUGAUUAUUGGGAGAGAGGGUGACAAAAAGGCAAUUACAGAACUUGUAUUGUCUUCCAAUGGUGAAGAGUGUGUUUCAGUCCUCUCAAUUGUUGGAAUUGGAGGAUUAGGGAAGACCACUCUUGCUCAAAUCAUAUUGAAUGAUGAAUUGAUUAAGAAUUCAUUUGAGCCAAGAAUAUGGGUGUGUGUUUCAGAACCUUUUGAUGUGAAAAUGACUGUUGGAAAGAUUCUAGAGUCUGCAACAGGGAAUAAAUCGGAAGAUCUUGAGUUAGAAGCAUUGAAGUCUAGACUGGAAAAAAUUAUUUGUGGGAAGAAAUAUCUGCUUGUUCUAGAUGAUGUGUGGAAUGAGAAUAGAAAAACAUGGCAGAAUUUAAAGAGAUUAUUAGUGGGUGGCUCUAGUGGAAGUAAGAUAUUAAUAACCACUCGCUCUAAAAAGGUGGCAGAUAUAUCUGGCACAAUAGCACCACAUGUUUUGGAAGGCUUAUCUGUGGUGGAGUCUUGGUCUUUGUUUUUGCAUGUAGCACUUGAGGGGCAGGAGCCAAAACAUGCAAAUGUAAGAGAGAAGGGAAAGGAGAUUCUGAAGAAAUGUCAUGGAGUUCCUCUUGCAAUAAAAACUAUCGCAAGUCUCUUGUAUGCGAAAAAUCCAGAAACUGAGUGGCUGCCCUUUUUGAGAAAAGAACUCUCAAGAAUAAGUCAAGAUGGUAAUGAUAUUAUGCCAACACUGAAACUAAGCUAUGAUCAUCUCCCAUCACAUUUGAAGCAUUGUUUUGCAUAUUGCGCAAUAUAUCCAAAAGAUUAUGUGAUUGAUGUGAAAACAUUAAUCCAUUUUUGGGUUGCACAAGGGUUUAUUGAGUCACCAGGUACCAGUGAUUGUCUUGAAGAUAUUGGGCUUGAAUAUUUUAUGAAACUGUGGUGGAGGUCAUUUUUUCAAGAGGUGAAAAGAGAUAGAUGUGGAAAUGUCGAAAGCUGUAAAAUGCAUGAUUUAAUGCACAAUCUCGCAACUAGAGUGGAUGAGAAGAGGAUUCAGCUAGUAAAUUUUAAUACACCAAAUAUUGAUGAGAAAACCCAUCAUGUAGCAUUGAAUUUAGAUGUUGCACCACAAGAAAUUCUUAACAAUGCUAAAAGAUGUCUGCCUCAAGAGAUGCGUUCCCUCACCUCGUUACGAGAAUUGAAUAUCAAUGACUGUCCCCAAUUGAAGGAAAGAUGUGGAAAUAGAGAGGGUGCGGAUUGGGCUUUCAUUUCUCACAUCCCAAAUAUUGAAGUUGAUGACCAAAGAAUUCAAAGAGAGGGCCGCUAUCUACUGGAUGAUGAAGCUUCGAUCAAUGAAGGAUAA